AUGGCCUCGCCCGUGCUCCGGUCGCCCGACCUUUUCACAACGAUUGCGUCGUACCAAGAUGGACUACCGCAAGAUUUGGCGAUCGUCCAGCGCCUCGCCAACACCAUGGAGCUCACGACGUACCAACCCUUUGGAAUCUUGCACCAAGCUGGGGUUUUCGCCCACGUCCCAGUCCGGUUUGCGUCGUUGCCGUAUCUCGAGCGGUACCCACGCGAGAUGACAAGGCUACCUCAUCACGCGCUCUUUGUCUCGCCGUGCUUGUACGACCGCGCCCUCGCACUUCAUCUAACGAUUGUUGAAGGUGACGUGACGCUCGUCCAGCAAUGGCUGCGAUGGGAUGCCUCUCUGUGUACGUCGGCGACGCUCGAGCUUGCUGCUGCUGCGUCUCAAGGUCCGAUUCUGCGUCUUCUCUUCGAGCAGUUUCCAGCGCUGGCCACACCCAAGAUGAUGGACCUUGUCGCCAUGUCGGGUGACCUCCCACUGCUCUUGUGGCUUCACGAGGCGGGCGUGGCGUGCACCACUGCCGCGAUGGACGGCGCGGCCAUGAACGGUCACUAUGACGUCGUCCUCUUCCUGCACUCUGCAAGGACCGAGGGCUGCACGAUCGCGGCGGCAACGGCAGCAGUGGUCAAUGGUCACGCGUCGAUCGUUCGCUUUCUUCUCGUGCAGCGCACCGAAAGCUUUGACCCAUCGCUCAUAUUCAAUGCACCGCAUGUCGAGCACUUGACGCACAGUGUACUCGGCGAGGCGCAUAUUGAGGCUGUCGACCUCGUCGAGGCGACGGCGCAGUUGACCGACGCUGCGCUUCAGACGAUCGUCCACAGGGGGGGUCUCGCCGUCCUUGAACACGUCUACACACGUGGGUACGUUCCACGCAUGACCAAGUCGAGAAUGCAGUGCGCGCUCGCCAAGCAAGACCACGCAAUGCUGCGCUACGUUCUCGACUGCAUCGACCAAGAGAACCCGCGACCACCGAGCGACGAUGAAUGGCUGCCACCGACCAACGUCGGUUCGCACAAGUCGCCUCGGCACCCGAGUCCAUUCGAUCGGUGGGACUUUUGUACUCUCAUGGAUUUCGCGGCCUUCAACGGCGACCUGACGUCGCUGGAGCUCUUGCACAAGAGCCGCCUGCGCGUCGGGUCGGGCCGAUCUAUCGCCUUGGCCGCGUACCGCGGACACACGCAUGUUCUCGAAUGGCUGCAUACGAACCGACGCGAUGGCUGUGACGAAGAUGCGAUGGCGCUCGCUGCUGGUCAUGGCUACUUGGACGUUGUGCGCUGGCUCCACGAGGUCUACGGACUGUGUCGGACGAACGCUGCCUUCGCGACGGCAGCGUACGCGGGCCACCUCGAUAUGGUGACGUACCUCUUGGACGUACCGACGGACGGUGUCGAUACGCCAAGCGACGCACAACUCCCGACACGACAUCGCCUUGCCCGCGCGCUGGGCUGCCUCCUGCGCCCGCUCGGCCUCCUUGGCGGCUUUGAGGCGCGCAGCCUCUUCGCGCCGAAGGGCCUUGGCCGCCCGGGCUUGGUACGCCUUGCGUUUUUCCAGCACCUUCUUGAGGAGCUUGCGGGCCUCGUCGUCGGUCGCGACGGUGUCCGCGACCGGCUGGAUCGCGGCGGCGGUGUCGACAGCUCGCAUCGGAUGCGAUCUUGGGCUAAAAACACGCAGUUUGCACGACAGUGUUGACCUAUCACUUGUCUCUAGUGAGCAACGGCGCGGACGCCUUCACGAGAGCUUUGGCUAACGCUGCAGUCACCGACGCCUCAUCAGCGCGGUGCGGGCAGCACACGUCGACACGGUAGCGUACGUGCUGUCGCAUGGCUGCUGGCAGCACGAGGCCCCGAAGACGCGCUUGAGGCAGUCUUUUUCCAAUCUGCCCACGCCGCCCAACGAGGUGGUGUCUCCUUGGGAGAACUUGUGUGUCGCGGUCGCGGACUCUGGGCGCGUCGACUCGUACGAGCUCGUGGGUGACGCGUUUCCCGUCGAGUUGGCGACGCCGCUACGAGCUCGCAUCUCGGAGCGCAUGAUGGUCCACGCGGCGCUCCAUGGCCAUCUCGACAUGCUCCGACAUUUGCACACCAAAUGCGGCUUUGGAUGGACGGCUGUGGUGUGCGAUGCAGCGAUGCACAGCCGCCGCAAGACCACACUGCGCUACCUGGAGACGAUGGGGCCUCCGGGCGCCACCAUGUACACGGCCGACAAGCACAUUGGCGCGAGGGCGAGACUAGAGCCUCA
This is a messenger RNA of Saprolegnia diclina VS20, 2241 nucleotides long. RefSeq lists its product as hypothetical. The record is from RefSeq and is a predicted model, not a curated record. NCBI's taxonomy places the organism in Eukaryota, Oomycota, Saprolegniomycetes, Saprolegniales, Saprolegniaceae. Bases 1 to 1692 code for a protein of 563 amino acids. The transcript has 2 exons. Gene Ontology annotation, molecular function: protein binding.